This is a messenger RNA of Penicillium coprophilum, 795 nucleotides long. RefSeq names its product Zinc finger C2H2. The transcript has 2 exons. Bases 1 to 795 code for a protein of 264 amino acids. The record is from RefSeq and is a predicted model, not a curated record. Lineage: Eukaryota; Fungi; Ascomycota; Eurotiomycetes; Eurotiales; Aspergillaceae.
AUGACGAUGGUUAUGGAAAACCAGAACCGCCCCUAUGGCGGCAUGAGUUUCGACAAUGUUUAUCAUCACACUCCACCACAAUUCACGGACCCCUGGGCACAUACUUCGUCGCACUCGACACCCCCGGUCUAUGCGACUUCCAUGGGCAAUGGCGCCAGCAUGGCCCUCGCUCAGGUGAAGCAGGAGGAAGUGAAUCGCACCGGCAUGUCUAUGUCAUACCCCAACAUUCCCGUGUCCGCUCCGUCAAUGGUGGCUGGGACCUCCUACGCGACCGCCAGCUAUGGCCCAGAAGUGAUGGCCAUGCAACACGAGGUGCCGCGCACAACUUUCGACCAGGCUCCCUCUUACACUACCGCUCCUCCAAUGAGCAACUUCGCGCCUUCUAGCUACGCUUACGCCCCCAUUCACCCUUCUGCACAAGACAGCCGUCGGAUCUCGCACUCAGAUGCCGCUCGUGUUAGCGCUUCAGCUUCCGCCCCCACUUUCGGUGAUGCGCUUGACGCCAGCCGGGGAAUGGUCGCUCUCAGUCAGGACCUGACUCCCCGCAACAUCUACGGUCCUGGCCACCGCGGCGCGCGAGGCUCAGCCGAUUCCUACGGUUUCCCCUCCACCCAAUCUUCCGCCUCAUCUAUCUCCUCCGGCAGCAACUACCCCUACUACAGCGCCUCGGUGGGCUCCGUCGACUCCUCCGUGACAGACUACAGCUCCACAACUUCCGAGUCAUACGAAUCCCGCACUCUCCCCCGGCCGACCAGCCUUUUGGCUGGCAGUGCCCCCCUGGCCCGCAAUCGAUGA